Messenger RNA from Cornus florida, 1489 nucleotides. Its product is annotated as RING-H2 finger protein ATL28-like. The transcript has 3 exons. The coding region runs from base 518 to 1207 and encodes 229 amino acids. Lineage: Eukaryota; Viridiplantae; Streptophyta; Magnoliopsida; Cornales; Cornaceae. The record is from RefSeq and is a predicted model, not a curated record.
AUGAUUUUGGAUCUGAGAUCUCACUAAUCCCCACAUUUUAAUCACCCAUUGAUCUCUCUCCCUCUCCUAUCUCUCCUCUCUCUCUCUAAUCUCUUUUAUAGUAUCUUCACAUGGGGUUUCUCACUCUCUGGCUCUGCCCAAUUCCACCAUGGCUUCUUCACACCGACAAACACACACUCACACUUUGAUUUUAGGACUCCAAUUUACCUUCUUUCUUCAAUGGUAGGCAUCCCAGAGCCAAAAUUAUAUAGAUAGAUAGCUUAGAGAGAGAGAGAGAGUAGUGACGAUGAGUAGUUGCAGAGUGAAGUUCUAGGGUUUUGGUGCGUUCCUUCUUUUGAGUGAAUUGAUGAUUGAUCGAUUGACCAUGUGUGGCUCUUUUGCUGCACUUUGGAAUUGAGCUGACCGUGUGUUUGUGAUGGGAGCGCUAGUUGAACUGUGUGUGAAUUUAAUUCUAGGGUUUUGGAACUGAACUGAAUAAGCUAUAGCUUUACUGGGAUAAACAAGUAGAAGGAGAAAAAUGAUAUCUUCGGGAAUAAAUUUGGUGAUGACAGUGAUUGGAUUCGCCGUGAGUGCGAUGUUCAUUGUAUUCGUCUGCACCAGGCUCAUUUGUGCUCGGAUUCAAUUGAGUGCGUCCAGACGUUCCUUUCCUAUGGCCUCUAGAUCUGAUCUGAGCACACUGGAACGGGGGUUACAUUGCCUUGAGCCUUUUGUCAUAGCCAACUUUCCAAUAAAGAAGUACAGUGAUGCAUACUUUUCCUCUUCAAAAGAUGCUCAGUGCAUAGUUUGCCUGGCAGAAUAUCGCGAGGAAGAUACGUUGCGUAUCCUUCCUUACUGUGGCCACUUCUUUCAUGCAAACUGCAUUGACAUAUGGCUGCAGCAGCACUCAACUUGUCCAGUUUGUCGGAUGUCAUUGCGUGAGUGUCCUGAGAAAAAACGCAUGAUGCAACCCGUGUACAGUUCAGCUGUCCGAUAUGGUUAUGGCAUGGAAUGCCUGAACACAAAUUCUGAUCACUGUUUAUACACUAGUCAUAGGCUUCCAUCGAGAGCACAUGACAAUCAUCGGAUGGACCCCAUCCAAGAGGAUCAGUUUCCAUCUGUGGGUGAUGGCACAGAAGCUGGAGAGAGCAUCUCCACUCCAAUUGAGAGUAGUCAGAUAGCAAAAACUUAUGGAAACAAACACCGUGUGGAGAGCCCAUCUAAUCCAUAGUUUUCUUCUGUUUCUUGGAGUCCAAGCUGCAAGACCAGGGCUCCUGAAUUCUCGUAGAUUCAUUGGAAAAGAUGGAACUGAAAUUCACCCAGAUCGUGUCCCGGGAAGUUGAUCAUUCUGUCUUCUGGCUUUCUGUAAAUAUAGUUAAAUUAUCUUUUCCUUCUUUCCCCCCUUUGGUAGUAGUAGCUGGUUUCUGGGAAGUUUUGUGAGUUUCAUUGUAAAAACCUGGAUAACUCAAGUUUACUUGAGCGAUGAUAGUUAUAUGCUCUCUCUCUCUCUCUC